UCGGUGUAGACGUCAUAAAAUUUCAACAACCCUGGCAGUCUGACGGACACGUGCGAAGCUUAUUUUAUUUUUACGCUACGAAAACCACGCGACAGAACGUGGUGCGACGUCGUUGGAUAUGCAAGCUAGUAUUUCCUAGAGGAACUCUAACGUAAGCUCGAGAUGCUGCCCAUUCGACAGGUUCUACGUCUUGGUGCACGUGUAGUAUGCACUCGACAUGCAGUAUAUUGUCACGCUCCAGUUUUGCGUGAACCGAGCAGCAUUGGAGCAUUCCAUCAAAUGCGAUUUACUCACGAAAACAGUGGCAUAGAAUUGGGCAAAUUAAAAGGGAAGCUGAAGCUAAUGUUUACAUGCAAGAAAUGCCAAACCAGAACAAGCAAGCUGAUAUCGAAGCUGGCUUAUAAUAAAGGAGUAGUAAUAGUGAGAUGCGAAGGUUGCAAGAACAAUCACCUUAUUGCUGAUAAUUUAGGAUGGUUCUCAGAAAUUGGUAAAAGAACAAACAUCGAAAAAAUCAUGGAACUGAAAGGGGAGACUGUGCGAAAGAUAAUGAAUGAUGAGGAUGGCUAUUACGAGGCUGUUUUGAAGGAGGAGUUCAAGUUACAGAAUAAGGAUGCUGAUAUAAAACCAGACGAUGAAUGCUCUGAUAAAAUUAAAAUAAUUGACAAAUCACAGGGAAACUAAAAUUCCUUUUGAAUGCUAGUCUUUAUCCUAUAAACAAAAGUAAAAUAUAAGUAUAGGCAAGUACAAAAUGUUCUGUUAUAAAUUUAU
Acromyrmex echinatior (Panamanian leafcutter ant) is the source of this 768-nucleotide messenger RNA. RefSeq lists its product as uncharacterized. Gene Ontology annotation, cellular component: mitochondrion. The record is from RefSeq and is a predicted model, not a curated record. Gene Ontology annotation, biological process: protein folding; protein stabilization; protein import into mitochondrial matrix. Gene Ontology annotation, molecular function: zinc ion binding; protein-folding chaperone binding. NCBI's taxonomy places the organism in Eukaryota, Metazoa, Arthropoda, Insecta, Hymenoptera, Formicidae.